AGUAUGGUACAUUCGUUGAUUGAAGCUUAUUCAUUACUUGACCAGAUGAAGAUAGUCAAACCAAAAGUGGCCUCCAUGGAGGAGAUGGCAAGCUUCCACACAGAUGCCUACCUGCAGCACCUGCAAAAAGUCAGUGAGGAAGGGGACGAUGACCAUCCGGAGUCUGUGGAGUAUGGACUGGGUUACGACUGUCCGGCUACCGAGGGAAUCUUUGAGUAUGCAGCAGCCGUGGGAGGAGCCACCAUCACUGCAGCCCAGUGCCUGCUGGACGGCAAGUGCAAGGUAGCCAUUAACUGGCCUGGAGGGUGGCAUCAUGCAAAGAAAGAUGAAGCUUCUGGCUUCUGUUACCUGAACGACGCCGUCCUGGGCAUUCUGCGGCUCCGCCAGAAGUUUGACCGUGUUCUUUACAUCGAUCUGGAUUUGCAUCAUGGGGAUGGAGUUGAAGAUGCCUUUAGUUUCACCUCAAAAGUCAUGACUGUUUCUCUGCACAAGUUUUCACCAGGAUUUUUCCCAGGCACUGGAGAUGUGACAGACGUUGGCCUGGGGAAGGGUCGCUACUACAGCGUGAACGUACCUAUUCAAGAUGGCAUUCAGGAUGAGAAGUAUUACCAGAUCUGUGAAACUGUGCUGAAGGAGGUGUAUGCUGCCUUCAACCCAGAUGCAGUUGUGCUGCAGCUAGGGGCAGACACCAUUGCUGGAGAUCCCAUGUGCUCUUUCAACAUGACACCUGAGGGAGUGGGCAGGUGCCUGAAGUAUGUUCUUCAGUGGCAGCUAGCAACUCUAAUCCUGGGAGGAGGAGGCUACAACCUUGCCAACACAGCUCGCUGCUGGACAUACUUGACUGGGGUCAUUCUCGGGAGAACGCUGUCCUCUGAGAUCCCUGAUCAUGAGUUCUUCACAGAAUAUGGUCCUGAUUACGUACUGGAGAUCACACCAAGCUGCAGACCGGACCGCAAUGAGCCACAGAGAAUUCAAGAAAUUCUUAACUCUAUCAGAGGGAAUCUGAAGCAUGUUGUUUAA
Merops nubicus (carmine bee-eater) is the source of this 1020-nucleotide messenger RNA. It is a transcript of the gene HDAC8, whose product is annotated as histone deacetylase 8. The record is from RefSeq and is a predicted model, not a curated record. Lineage: Eukaryota; Metazoa; Chordata; Aves; Coraciiformes; Meropidae. The transcript is spliced from 10 exons. Gene Ontology annotation, molecular function: histone deacetylase activity. The coding region runs from base 4 to 1020 and encodes 338 amino acids.